Messenger RNA from Symbiodinium natans, 768 nucleotides. The record is from the annotation of a GenBank genome assembly. NCBI's taxonomy places the organism in Eukaryota, Dinophyceae, Suessiales, Symbiodiniaceae.
AUGGCGCUGCCCAGCUCGGACACCGAGCUGCUGGAAGCACCGCAGGGCAGCCACAGCACGCUUGGCACGCCCUUCCCGCGCCGCUUGGCGAUGGUGCUGGGCGGGAUAAGCCUGGUAGCUCUGGCACUGCUGUCACAGAGAAGCCCUCGUGGACUUCGCAGUAAGAUGAGUGGCUUUGUCGGACUGGCUGACAGCUGCUUAGAGAAGGGCAUGUUCUAUGCCAACCCGCAUAAGAUGGAGAAUACGGAAAAGACCGUGGAGACCACGGCGGAAAGUUGCCAGCAACGGUGCGUCAACACGCCAGCUUGCGAGCACUUCACUUUCUGGCCUGACGGUGGAUGCCUGCUGACUGAUGCAUCGUCUACUGCCAAGGCUGCUCCUUAUCAGUAUUCCGACAUCGUUUCCGGGCCAGCUUCUUGCGAGGAUUCGCUCUCGCCUUCAUCAGAGACACAGACAGCCACUGACACCUUUGGCAAAACAGUUCAGACCCUUGUUGCUGCUGCGCCUGGCGUGAACGGCAGCAGCUGCUCCGCCUAUCCUGCCUGUGUGGCUGCGGGGAUUAAGGAAGGAAGCUGCUGCCCAAAUGACGCGAAGGUGUCCCUUGGCUGCUGCAACGGCUUUCCGCCAAAAGUGGCGGAGCUCAAGAUCGCUGCUGGUACAGCCUGCAUUGAUUUCCCUGCAUGUGCCAGGAUGAACAUUACGGGCGCAUGCUGCCCUGCUUCGGAUGGUGUUCGGCUGUCCUGCUGUGACAAGAUGACCUCUGUGUAG